Tripterygium wilfordii is the source of this 2126-nucleotide messenger RNA. RefSeq names its product basic 7S globulin-like. Bases 640 to 2046 code for a protein of 468 amino acids. NCBI's taxonomy places the organism in Eukaryota, Viridiplantae, Streptophyta, Magnoliopsida, Celastrales, Celastraceae. The record is from RefSeq and is a predicted model, not a curated record. Gene Ontology annotation, biological process: proteolysis. The transcript has a single exon. Gene Ontology annotation, molecular function: aspartic-type endopeptidase activity.
UAUACGCUCGGCUCCGCCAUUUUUUUAAGGAGCUUAUUGUGCUACAUGAGAAAUUCUGGGCACGUGAGUCCCGCAAUCCUAUAUACACCAAAUAAUUAAAGGGUCUUCGUCUUAAGGGGUGACAUGAGAAACUUCACGCACGUGAGUCCCCGUCCUAUAUGCACCAGAUAAUUACAAGGCCUUCGUUCUAUGGAGUGACAUGAGAAACUUUGGGUAUGUGAGUCCCCGUCCUAUAUACACUAGACAGUUACAAAGUUUUUUUGCCCCAUGGGGGGUUACAUAAGAAAGCUUUCGUCCCAUGGGGUAGCUCUAAAGAGCACUCUAGAUUUUUGCAAAAGUUAAUCCUGUCUUAUACACUACAUACUUAUAAUUGAAGACCAAUAUUAUGUGGUAAUGGGCUUAAGGUGGGCUAGGCUGUGUGCUGAAUUUGAUGUGGGCUGGACUAAGCUUGAAGACUCAUCAUGGGCCGGUUGCAAAGUACCAAAUACAUUGCAUGACCCGCAAAGCUGGUAUUAUUGCCAAGUGGAUCUUCAUACUCACCAAUUCAAUUUUGUUCCCUAGUUUAGAUGUCCAUCUAUCAAAAUCCCUACAUAACGUCACUCAAAGACCAUUCACUCUCAUCCAAAAACAAAAGUCAUCAUGAACAAUAACAACAAUGAUAAACAUGAAGCCAUUUUUGACAAUAAAUUCCAAAACAUUCUCCCCUAUAUAACCAACAUUGAGCAUUUGUGCUUAAUACCCUCAAUUCACAUUUCACUAUUUUCCCUUUGUUCCAUCCAAAAUAUCAUGGCUUCCUCUCCUCAUUUCCUUCUCAUAUUGCUUUCUUUUUAUUGCCUCACUUUUGUCACCAACUCUCAAGCCCCAACUAAGCCCAACAACUUUGUUUUGCCACUAAACAAAGACCCUACAACAAAUCUUCAUGUAGCCAAUGUCACCAAAAGGACCCCUCAAGUGCAAGUUCCUUUGGUGAUUGACCUAAAUGGGGAGUUCUUGUGGGUUAAUUGUGACCAAAACUACUUGUCAAGCACUUAUGGUGCCCCUCUUUGUCACUCCACUCAAUGUGUCAAAGCCAAUAGUCACUAUUGCCACAAGUGCUCCUCCUCCACAACUAGACCAGGGUGCCACAACAACUCAUGUGGGCUCAUGUUGGAGAACCCAAUAACCCACCAAGUUGGUGUAGGUGAACUAGCCCAAGAUGUGCUCUCAAUGCAAUCCAUUCAGGGGCCCAACCCUGGUCCUGUGGUUAGGGUUCCUAACUUCCUCUUUGCUUGUGCACCUCCACAAUUGAACAAAUGGUUGCCCAAGAAUGUUCAAGGUGUGUUAGGGUUAGGUCAUGCCCCUCUUUCUCUACCAAACCAACUUGCCUCUUACUUUGGUUUCCAACCAAAAUUUGCUCUCUGCCUCCCCAGUAGUGGCAAUGGUGUCAUAUUGUUUGGACAAGGGGAUUUCUAUUUCCGUCCCGGUGUCGAUGUUUCGCAUCAAUUAACCUACACCCCAUUAAAGGUUAGUAGAGAAGGAGACUACCACAUCCAACUUUCAUCCAUAAAAAUCAACCAGAAGCUUGUUCCACUAAACGUGUCUUUGUUAUCUAAUUUUGGAACCAUGAUUAGUACUACAACACCUUAUACACUUCUUGAACACUCAAUCUACCAAUCUUUCACCAACUUCUUUACCAGCCAGCUAUCCGGGGCGCACCAAGUGAAGGCAGUGGCACCUUUUGGGGUGUGCUAUGACUCGAAAACAAUCCCAACUGCUCGAGCCGGCGGGCCGGUAGUUCCCAACAUUGAUCUUGUGUUGGCGAACCAAAGUUCUGUGUGGAGGGUUAUUGGAGCAAAUUCAAUGGUGGAGGUGCGACCGGGGGUGUUGUGUUUAGGGUUUGUGGAUGGAGGGUUGAAGCCAAGAGCUUCAAUUGUUCUAGGAGCUCAUCAGUUGGAAGACAAUUAUCUAGAGUUUAAUCUGGCUCAGUCUAGGCUUGGUUUUAGCUCUUCAUUGCUGCUGUCUAGGACUUCAUGCAGCAACUUCAAGUUCAGUACUUCCACUCCAUAGAGGGAGUGAUAUAUAUAUAUAGCGUUAAGGGUCAUGUGUGACCAUGUGAUGUUAUAAUAUGUACAUGCAUGUUAUGUAAA